UCACGACAGCCGACAUUUUUUUCUAGUUUGUUUUGCUCUGACUUUUGUGUAAUUUUUGUCAAAAAGACAAUGUUGUGAAUACUCAAUGCCACCCAACAUUACUUCAGGAGUUUCAUCACAUAUCUACCUACGGUUGUGACUUGCAAGUCGUCUUUGGAGUGCCACUAAAUAAGUGUCGGUGUACAGUCAACUCUAGCUCGUCACACCGACGAUGGAUUCCAUUCAACAAGAUUCCAUUCUAUACAUCACCGCUGCUCUUUGUACCUUCCUUGCUAUCUUAGUGUCCUACCGUUGGCUCGUAAGACAAUCUGCUGUCAAAGCCAAGGAUGAUGGUCACAAGAAAGAUGCGGUUGCUAAGGAGACGGAGGAGACAAAAGAUGAAGAAGAAAUAAAAACGCCACUAAGUUGCCCCUUCGGAUUUGUCUCAGAACCUCGCCCUCCUAAGGACGAGAAAGAGGAAGUUGAAGAUGAAGAUGAUGAUAUAGAUGAUAACAUUGACAACAUCAACGACCUGUUGAUAAACAGCUCCGAUAUCCAACCUCUAGAUGAGGAUGAGAAGAAGCGCCUUGAGGAGAUUGCGGCCAUGGAGAACCAGGAGAAGCUCGACCGUAGGAAGAUCAAGGAGUUGGAGGAAGAGGUCCAGAAGUCCAUGUCUGAACAACAGCUUGAUGAUGAACGGAAAACUCGACAGGCCCAGCUGGAAGCAAUCUUUUCCCUGAUGCAGGAGAAUAAUGAUCGUUUCGGCAUUGAAUCUGUGGAUGAUGUACAGAAGCAAUACAAACUGUAUGUGUGACACCCAAACUAUCAUCAUGUUCAUUUUUAUGUUUUAAGACCUGGUCACACAGGUCUCGAUAAUAAGAACGAAAACGAGAAUGUUUAAAAUGCACGCCCUCGAUCGGUUGAAAAAGCAUGGGCGUAUUCUGCGUGGAGCAACUCAACCAAUAGAAUGCAGUUAUUAUUGUGUGUUGUUAUCAUUAUCGAUUUCGUUAUCGCUGCAGUGUGACUCGGCCUUUAAAGUCUUCAUUAUUUAUACCACUGAGUUCAUAACACCUUUAAUAUUUACUAAACACGCAUCCGGGCUUGAGUGUGGGGACAAAUCCACAUUACAGCAGGGCUUGUAGUUUACAAUUUGUACUGGACCAGAACAUUUGGUACUAGACCAGCAGCCGAUUUCACAAAACGCUAGGAUUAAUCAUAACUCGAGUAACUUAGGACGGGUUCAAUAAACCCGUCCUAAGUCCUAAGAUUAAUCCUACUUGAAAGUUAGGAAGAGUUUGGUGAAAAUUGACGGCUGAAUCAAAAUCUACAGUGUCCCAUCCUAUUUAUUUGAACAAGCACUCAUGAGUCGUAUGGGUAAUACUUUCAUUCAAAAGAAUCAAAAGAUAUUUAUAUGACUCAAAAUUGAAGAUGGGGUGAUGUAUGUAUAUUCCAAAAAAAGACAGGACUAUCAGACUUGUGCGGUUGUUUACUGGCCCGUUGCUAAAACACUGGGGUAUUAGGCCUGUGGUCUGGUGUAAAUUUCUAGCCCUGCAAGAUAUAGUCCAAAUUAUUAUAUUAUGUCAUUUUCACUGUUACUAAUUAUGCAUUGUGGAAACCAUUCGCGCUUUAUAAAAUAUUUGUACAUUUUUCAUGAAAUAUGAGAAGACAUUUCCAGAGGUUUAAAUGGAAAUGCAAAAGGAAAAGGAACAAAAUCACAUAAGAAUUAAAACCAUAUUUAUCCAUCAGCACUUUUAUUUUGUCCACUGUUCACGUAUAAAACUGCUUCUCAUGAAAUUUCACAGCACACUUGAUCAACAAAAGAUGGAAUGCUUUGUAAAAUAUUUCUAUGGUGAGUCAUUUGGUACAAUUUUCUGACAAUUCUCACAUGAUUGAAAACCCAUGAGGUGUAGGAAGUAAUAGUGAAUUUCUACCCCAAAUGUGUGGUGGUAUCUAUGGCUUUAUCAGAGUUUCCAGCACAAAUUCUUUGAGUGAAGGCCUGAUGCAAUUUGUAGCCGGUUAGGACACCCCACAAAUUAAUACUCAAUUGCACAUGAUGUUUGGUAUAAAAUCAAAACCUUGCAGAUGCUGGUCACACUGUGUUGCACAAUGGGUCAAAAUAUUGUCUCAAACAUCAUGUUUUUUUUUCCAAAAGGGUAAAGAUCAAAUUUCAAGCUAAUUUGACUAUGUAUGAGUGACUUCAGAAGGGCCCUAGGUAGCUAGCUCUGCAUCAGUUAUUCUGUGGUUUGUUGGCUUUUAUUGCCAACAAGUAUUUUAAAACGUUGUUGUUGUGAGAAUGAUUCCAUAGUUUCAUUGGUUUGUCCUAAAGUUGCAGUUAGUAACAAUUGUAGGUGCAAUUGACUUUAAUUGUCUUUAUAAUAAAGUGCAAUUAGGUUUUGUAGGUUUUGGUAGCCAAUAUGGAGCUUUCUGAACUGACUAUAGGUAAGUAAGACCUCAAGCUUGAACCUUAAAUGCAAAUUUACUUUAGUGAUAAAUUGAUCUUACAGACUUUUGUUUUGCCAAAUGAUAACCCACCCCAAAUACAUGUAGGUCACAAGAGCAUACUCUUUUCCAUUCUGAAAACUGUGUGGCUGAGCAAUCUUUAUUUCUCACUUUACAACCGUUUUUUUUUAAGGGAUUCAAGCCGGUCGCUAGCGAAUUGUCGUCCUAUGAAAGAGUUAAUACAAGUAUGGUCCUGCAGACCUUAUUGUUGUUAGAAACAAUGAGUAACAUUUUGAACAAGUUUUCCAUGAGUAGAAUGGUCAAUGCUAAUGACAAAUUGACCAAUUUAACUUUCACUACAUUUUGCACUUAAGAGUAAGUUAUCUAAUGUUUGUUGGUAGUGUUUAGAUGUGGGAGUUUUGCGUGUAUUUGAAAAUGAGAAAACAACUCGAAUGAAGACUACAUUUUUAACUUGAAAUCAAAUAUUUUUUAGAUUUUAUUUAAACAACAUUCUUGAAAAUGGCAAUACCCAUAGUAAUUUGUUAUAGGCCUUAAUACAAUUUAAAUUUGUAUUUCAAAACAAAUAAGUUGUUAACUUCAGCACUGUAACAAAAUUAAAACUUUGGACAGUGAUGCAUAUUUUUUCAGAAACCUCUAUUUUCGAUGCCCAAAUUUGUGCAACCAUAGGUUUUAUUAACACCCGUUGGGCAAAAAGGAAAAGGAGGUCAAGUCUUGGUCUCAGGCGUUCAUUGUUGAGUCAUUAAAAUGUUUACUUCAUGGUUAAAACAAUUUUUUCCAUCAAUAUAUAAUUUUGUGAAAAUACAGAAUUGUAUACACAUUUAUAACUCAAUAUAGUUGGGACCACCUAUGUCCCUAAAGUUGUUUGCGAGACAUGCAGUCUAUUGUCACUGUUUUAAGUCUUUGUAUUUUGUUUCAAACAUUGAAAGUAAAAGUAGUGUGACCCACCACAAAGAACCUUAACAAAAGUUAGAAUCUUUCAAUUUCUCAUUCGAUUAUUUAAAAAUCCUCCAGUCCAUCAUCUUAUAAAGGUCAGAUUUGUGUUUCCCUAAUGGCUGCCUAUUGCUGCAAAGAAACUUGGCUGCGCUUAAAGGCAAGGUUUACAUUCGAUUGUUUUAAUCCUGCAGACAAUAAAAAACCAACCUGUGAAAAUUUCCCUUCAAAAGGUGGUAGCAUUUUUGAUAUAUCACGGAAACUCUGAAACGUUUAUGUCAACAUAGGACUUAUAAUCCACCAUUAGAAUAGGCCCCCCUACACAAUCACAGAAAUUGUUUCUGACAGUUAGGUUUCUCAGUUUCAAAGGUUGGAUGAUAAAAACUGAUAUAUUUUUCCAUAACCACAUUACUUAGAAGUGAAAUAAUUCUCAAAAUGCUUUAUACUUAUGAAAGCUGCUGUACAUUUUACAUCUAACCAAGUAAGUUUUUAUUGCCAUUAAUUUUAAGAAUGCUUACCAAACAUAUCUUCCCUUUGAGACUGUGGAUGCAUUCAAAGAAUUAUCUGUGAGUUUUUAAGUCAGCCAAGAUUCAAAAUGAAGAUACAUGUACACCCAAAUAGACUUGUGCUGUUUGUGUUGGAAAAUGAGAGUUGGACAAAUCAAAUAUUUGUGUGUUUAGACGAGUGUAUCAAAGGUUUUUAAUCACUAUAGAUUGUAGGUAUUGUAUUCAUAAGUGUGGAAGGUAUUUUAAUUGUACAUAAUGUUUUGUUUUUUAACUAUCUCCAAUCUUUCAUUGGGAAUUUGGGUUUACGAAUCCCUUAGUUUUUCACUGUUGUUAACUUGGAAGUUUCGUAAUUCACGCAGAAAUUGAUGACAUUGUUAUGCCAGGCUUUUUUCUAUCAGGUGUUAUGGUUUAUGCACAGUACUGAAUCCAUCAAAACACAGCAAAAAGUUGGUAUAGCAGCUUGGUUUACAAGUAAUUUGAUUUUCAACUCCUGUCUGUUAAAAAACUGGGCCCAGUUUCAAAGAGCUACUUAAAGCACAAAAAUGAGCUUAGCGCAACAAAAUGAUUAAGGUUACAUGUACCAUUCAAAAUACCAUUUGUGCAUGGUAUCCUGCUUAUUUCUGCUAAGCAGCUCCAAGAAAUUGGGACUUAAUUGGUCGAGACCCUUUUUCUGUCAACCUGUGCCUCAUUGCAUAGAGCCGCUUACAUAGAAAAGCAGCUUGGCACAUAAUGCUGAACAGAAUAUGGUUACAAGCCAAUGUGCCGUGUAUUACUCAGCAGAAAAUUGCUAAGCAACAAUGUCUGGUUAAGCUGAGCAUCUAAGAAAAUUUGAUGCAACUGGUACACAAUGUUAUUAACAUUCUCAUCGAUGGAACUAUGCACCAUUCUAUAACAAGUAUACACAAAUAUAAUACAAAAUAGAAAAAAGGAAAUUACAUAAUUAACAUAGGCACAGUUUUAUGGUAUAAUAACGCCAAUCUUGCCCCUUCAAACAACUCCACUGCUUUACAAACUUCAACUUCGUUGUAAAAUGUACACCUCGAUACAUGGUAAACAUUGAGUUCUCAACUUCAAAUCGUUUUUAAUGUUGGUCACCUUGGCUAUUUGUGUUUCUUGUUCAUAAUAAUAUUUCAGAGUUUUUAAACAAGUUGAGCAACAAAUUAAACCGUUAAUAGCACAUGUAUUAUUUUGUUGGUUCAAUCUUAAGAGUUUACCUUCACCGAGUUAUACUAUCAUUAAUUUUUUUUUUGUAAUGUGCUACUUUUUAUGCAGUUGUUGGACAUUUUUUUUAUGUUGGGUAAUGGGUGCAAUAAACAUUUGUGUUCAAAGUAAAGAUAUAUGCACUUAAA
Messenger RNA from Asterias rubens (European starfish), 5224 nucleotides. RefSeq names its product matrix-remodeling-associated protein 7-like. Bases 212 to 793 code for a protein of 193 amino acids. The transcript is spliced from 4 exons. The record is from RefSeq and is a predicted model, not a curated record. NCBI's taxonomy places the organism in Eukaryota, Metazoa, Echinodermata, Asteroidea, Forcipulatida, Asteriidae.